This is a messenger RNA of Parascedosporium putredinis, 621 nucleotides long. Lineage: Eukaryota; Fungi; Ascomycota; Sordariomycetes; Microascales; Microascaceae. The record is from the annotation of a GenBank genome assembly.
AUGUCUUCUCUCUCUCGCCGUGCCUGCUACAAGUGUGGCAACGUUGGCCACUACGCCGAGGUCUGCUCCUCUGCUGAGCGGCUUUGCUACAACUGCAAGCAACCCGGACACGAGUCUAACGGCUGCCCUCUUCCCCGAACCACCGAGGCCAAGCAGUGCUACCACUGCCAGGGUCUCGGCCACGUGCAGGCUGACUGCCCUACCCUCCGCCUUAGCGGUGGCCCUGCUAGCAGCCGGUGCUACAACUGCGGCCAGCCCGGUCACCUUGCCCGCGCCUGCUCCAACGCUCCUGUCGUCAACAUGGGCCGUGGCGCUCCCAUGGGCCGUGGUAACUUCGGCUUUGGACGUGGCGGCGGCUUCCCGGUGGCCCCCGCUCAGGCCAUGAAGUGCUACGCUUGCGGCAAGCUCGGCCACAUCUCCCGGGACUGCACCGCCCCCAACGGCGGACCCCUCAACACCGCUGGCAAGACCUGCUACCAGUGCGGCGAGGCCGGCCACAUCUCGCGCGACUGCCCCCAGAAGAACGCUGGUGGUGAGAUCAACAACGAAGUUGACCUGAAUAACGCUGCUCCCAUUCCCGCUGCCGCCCCUUCGGUCGCUCCGAUUGCCCCCGUCGCUUAG